Hevea brasiliensis (rubber tree) is the source of this 1571-nucleotide messenger RNA. Its product is annotated as spermine synthase. The transcript is spliced from 11 exons. The record is from RefSeq and is a predicted model, not a curated record. NCBI's taxonomy places the organism in Eukaryota, Viridiplantae, Streptophyta, Magnoliopsida, Malpighiales, Euphorbiaceae. Gene Ontology annotation, cellular component: cytosol. Gene Ontology annotation, molecular function: spermidine synthase activity. Gene Ontology annotation, biological process: spermidine biosynthetic process. The coding region runs from base 195 to 1304 and encodes 369 amino acids.
ACGCCAUUUCCUUCCAACUCUGAAGAAAAGCAAAAGCCUGUAUAAGAGAGAGAGAGAGAGAAUCAAGAAAGAGGCCCGUUUAUUUCCUCUUUCCCGCUCGCUCCCUAUCGCACAGAAGCUUAUAUUGUAAUAGUAAUACAUAUCUCACUGACAUUAACAUCAGAGACUGGAGCUGGAGAAGAAAAGGAUAAUCUAUGGAGGACGGCGCAGGAAGAGGUUUGGAAUGCCAGAAGAUUAUGGAUAUGAAGGUGAAUAAUGGAAAUGGCUCAAAGAAGGCUAUUCCUUCUUGUUGCUUGAAGGCUAGAGCCUCUGCACCUGAGCUUGAUGCCAAAUGCCAUUCGACAGUUGUUUCUGGGUGGUUCUCAGAAUCUUAUUCCUGCUCUGGUAAAGGUAGCAAAAGGGUUUACUUCAACAACCCGAUGUGGCCUGGAGAAGCACAUUCAUUGGAGGCAAAGAACAUUUUGUACAAGGGAAAGUCAGAAUACCAAGAGAUCUUGGUUUUUGAGUCAUCUACAUAUGGAAAAGUGCUCGUUCUUGAUGGCAUUGUUCAGUUAACUGAGAAAGAUGAGUGUGCCUACCAGGAGAUGAUAGCUCAUCUUCCGCUUUGUUCAAUUCCAUCGCCCAAAUCUGUUCUCGUUGUUGGUGGUGGUGAUGGUGGGGUUCUUAGAGAAAUUUCUCGCCAUAGUUCUGUGGAGCUCAUUGAUAUUUGUGAGAUAGAUAAGAUGGUUAUAGACGUGUGCAAGGAAUAUUUUCCAGAAUUAUCUGUUGGAUUUGAGGACCCUCGUGUCCGACUUCAUGUAGGUGAUGCUGUGGAAUUUCUUCGUCUUGCUCCUGAAGGGAAGUACGAUGCAAUUAUUGUUGAUUCAUCAGACCCUGUAGGUCCAGCUCAAGAGCUUGUGGAGAAGCCCUUUUUUCAGACAAUAGCUAAAGCAUUAAGGCCUGGUGGAGUCCUUUGUAAUAUGGCAGAAAGUAUGUGGCUUCAUACACAUCUUAUUCAGGAUAUGAUCUCUAUUUGCCGCGAAACAUUCAAGGGUUCUGUCCACUAUGCGUGGGCAAGUGUUCCAACAUAUCCAAGUGGUGUGAUUGGAUUUCUCAUAUGCUCAACAGAGGGGCCACCUGUUGAUUUCUUGAAUCCUGUCAAUCCUAUUGAGAAGUUAGAAGGAGCAGUCAAAUAUAAAAGAGAACUUAGGUUCUACAACUCAGAGAUUCACAAAGCUGCUUUUGCAUUGCCAACUUUUUUGAAGAGGGAGGUGAGAUUGCUUCGUGAUUCUCCAAUCCCGACAGGAAGAAUUCACGUUUUGUAGUCUCUGCUUAUAAGAAUUUUAAGAUGAGUGAAACUAUUUGUUAAUGGGAAUUUGAUUCGAGGCGGUGUCACGCAUAUAGUUGCAUGGGUGGGGUCAGUGGCUUUGCCUUGGACAUUUUAUGGAAGAUCUUAUUGAUUGUGAUGUAUUAUGGUUUCUAGGUACAUGUAACUAGCUGAUGAGUUAUUAGGUGAUAGCUACACGGUGUUUUGGCAGAUGAUGGCAGCUACCUCAUCAAGCGGAGUCAUAAAAAUCUGAUGCUUUCAGUUA